UACUAUUUAUUAAUUGCUUAAAAAGGGGUAUAAAUAUCUCGCUGUUCGAAGAGUCGGUCGGCCGAGAUUCAUGAAAGCCCUGCUCUGCCUAGGGAUUCUGGAUCCAUCCGCAUCCACGGUUCCUUCCAUUUCCUCCUCGAAUUCGAUCCGAUCAUAGGGUUUCGAUCGUGUUCCCGGGUUUUCUUAUUCGGUAUUGCCGUGGUUCCGGCGAAUUUUUUAGGAUUCCGUUGGUGGUUCGCCGGGGGGGAGGGGGAGUGUUGAGAGAGAGCUAGGGCUCUUGGGAUGUGACAAUGCCCGCCAUCGAAUACCAGGGAUCGUCGGCGCCGUUCUCGUUUAUUGGCCGUUCGAUCUUGAGCAGACGGCGGGAUCAGGUCCACGCUAUGGACGCCGGCCAACACCACUACGCCAGCCUGGACCAGGAGCUCGAUGCCUUCCAGCGCCGUGUCGCCGUCCUCUUCCAAGACCUCGCCGCCUCCGCCGGCGGCGAUGAACUCCUAUCCGUCUCGUGGGUCCGGAAGCUCCUGGAUACCUUCCUCGUGUGCCAGGAGGAGUUCCGUAUCGUCCUUUUCAACCACCGCGCCGCUGUCGGCCGGCCGCCGCUCGACCGGAUGAUCGCCGACUUCUUGGAGCGCGGCGUCAAGGCGCUCGACGUCUGCAACGCCAUCUGCGACGGAAUCGAUCAGCUCCGGCAGUGGUCGAAACAUUUGGAGAUCGUUCUCGUCGCGCUUGCCGACCCCCGGCAUAAGCGGCGGGGGGCCCUCGGGGAGGGCCAGCUCCGAAGGGCCCGGAAGGCCCUCACCGACGUCACCCUCCUCAUGCUCGAUGAGAAGGACGCCGCCGGCUCCGUCCUCUCCCACCGCAACCGCUCCUUCGGCCGCAGCAGCGGCUCCUCCAGCAGCGGCUCCUCCAGCCGCGACCACCAUCACCACCGCCGCUCCUCCGGCGGCCACUUCCGCUCCCUCUCCUGGAGCGUCUCCCGUUCAUGGUCCGCUGCCCGCCAGCUCCAGGCCAUCGGGAACAACCUCGCCGCCCCCCGCGGCCACGAGGUCCUGGCCACUAGCGGGCUCGCAGUCGGUGUCUUUACCAUGAGCUCGGUGCUCCUCUUCGUGAUGUGGGUGCUUGUUGCCGCGAUCCCCUGCCAGGACCGUGGCCUUGGUAUCCACUUCUCCAUCCCCCGGAGCUACCGGUGGGCGGCCCCCAUCCUGUCGCUCCACGAGCGGAUCGUCGAGGAGUCCAAGAAAAAGGACCGGAAGAAUUCGAGCGGUCUAUUGCAGGAAAUCCAUCAGAUGGAGAAGUGCGCUCAUCACCUGAUGGAAUUAAUGGAUGCAAUCCAGUUUCCAGUGACGGAGGAGAAAGAGGUAGGGAUACGGCACAGCGUGGAGGAGCUGGCCCAGGUUUGCGAGUCCAUGAAGGGAGGGCUGGACCCCCUGGAACGCCAGGUGAGAGAGGUGUUCCAUAAGAUUGUAUGCAACCGAACCGAGGGGCUUGAUUGCUUGUCUCACAAUCCUGAGUGAAAUCUCCAGUUGGGGGUUCCUUCAGAAUGUGAUCAAGAUGCCACCAUUAUUGUUUCUGAAUUCCAUGGGGUGUGUUUAGUUGCUAGGCAGAGAGGGAGGCGAUCGAGGGAGAAGUGAUGGAAGAGAAGAAUCAAAUGUCUCAGCACCCAAAUAAGUUAAGCAGGUGAAACCUGAAGUCAUCUUGUUGCUUUGUGACUUCCAUCCUUGAUGGUAAGUAUUGCAUAGUUCCAAAAAUUUAUAGUGCACGUCGGAGUCUGAAAUAAAUGUUCUGGACAGCAUAUGGUCAUCACCAAUUCGAAAAUAUAUAGUAGUUAUGGAGAGAGAAUUUAUUUGUGAAGCUAA
Phoenix dactylifera (date palm) is the source of this 1856-nucleotide messenger RNA. The record is from RefSeq and is a predicted model, not a curated record. Lineage: Eukaryota; Viridiplantae; Streptophyta; Magnoliopsida; Arecales; Arecaceae.